Molecule: messenger RNA, 561 nt
Organism: Penicillium argentinense
Lineage: Eukaryota; Fungi; Ascomycota; Eurotiomycetes; Eurotiales; Aspergillaceae
Exons: 3
Coding region: 1-561 (186 amino acids)
Source: RefSeq, a predicted model, not a curated record
AUGGCUGCUGUGAGAUUGCGCAAGGCAUUUCGGUAUCCGGAGGAAUCGGAUGAGGAGCGUGAGGAGCUGGAUGAGCAGGAGCAGGAACGUCUGAUUCUGCAGUUGCAAAGCCAGAAUGAGGCGCGGAAUAAACAGUACAGUCUGGUAUUCACGGUGAUCCCACUGAUCUCGCUGGUGGCUUUCUUGCCUUCAUUAUUUACGGCACCUGGUCUGGGUGAACGGCUGCUUUCGCUCUUGGGCGUCCUCUCGCUUCUAGCUUCGGCUUAUACGAUGAGACUUGCUCCUUUAUAUCCAGAUCGCAAGGGUAAAAAGCCCCUCUUGGCUGCAGAUGAGCGUUUAGAUUGGAUUCAGUCGGCUUUUAUGCCCGCCAACGGGGCGGUUUGUGUUCUUCUCACUGUUGUUUAUUUGUUCUUGCGCGGAGGAUCCUCAUUUGACAUUCGACCUGUUCUAUACCUGAUCCCAGGAGCUAUGUUGGCAGUUAUACUGCUUGCCAAAGAAACCAUGCUCUCGGUGGAUGUUACGACUCUGAAGGGCCUUCAAUAUGAGUACAAGGGAGCUUAA